AUGGCGGAUCACGCGUCGGCGACCGCGCAGAAGCGGAAGUGCCCAGAGGAGGAGACGACGGCCGGCACGUGCGCCACCGGAUGCGGCUUCUUCGGAACCGCUGCCACCGGCGGAAUGUGCUCCAAGUGCUACGCGGAGCACGUCGUCUCCGCCGGCGCCGACACCAAGACCUCCGCGAAGAGCAUCUUCAUCGCCUCUGACUCUUCCACCGCGCCACCGGCGAAGAGGGCCAAGAUGAUCACCGCCGGGUCGUCUUCUGACGCUGCGGCUGCCGCUGGCGCAGUUGACACCUCUCUGCCGUCCGUGAAGCAGCAGGCCACUGCGGCGAACCGGUGCGCGACGUGCCGCAAGAAGGUGGGGCUGCUUGCGUUCCGGUGCCGUUGCGAGGGGACGUUCUGCAGUGUGCAUCGCUACUCCGACAAGCAUGAGUGCGGGUUCGACUACAAGAGCGCCGGACGGGAGCAGAUCGCCAAGCACAAUCCCAUCGUGGUCGCUGACAAGAUAAUCCGAAUCUGA
Lolium rigidum is the source of this 516-nucleotide messenger RNA. Its product is annotated as zinc finger A20 and AN1 domain-containing stress-associated protein 7-like. NCBI's taxonomy places the organism in Eukaryota, Viridiplantae, Streptophyta, Magnoliopsida, Poales, Poaceae. The transcript has a single exon. The coding region runs from base 1 to 516 and encodes 171 amino acids. Gene Ontology annotation, molecular function: DNA binding; zinc ion binding. The record is from RefSeq and is a predicted model, not a curated record.